CGGACCAGAUCAACCAGGCAAUACAUAACCUGCAACAACUAAUGGAACAUAACAUCAAGUAUGUUGAGCAUCUAAAGUUGAGGAACAUGUUGGAGAGUUUGUUGAACUUCAUUGAAGGGAACAACUCAAACUUGGACCAGUCUGAUUAUGAUACUUCAUAUAAAGUUUGGUCAGGAUUUGACAUCGUUGUACGAUUGAAGGGCAUAGGUCUAGGCCCAGACAGUUUCCAGGAAUAUCAGAGAUGUUUUGAGCAAGCUGUUGCCCAGAGUGAAGAUGAGGCAAUGUCUGUGAGAGAUAGACAGAAUCAGGAGGUGAAGAUGAGCAGUAACACCUCGAAAAUACUGGAACAACUCUUCCAGAUACUGGACUAUAUGUACAGAGAUGAUCUCAAAUUUGUAGAAGAUUACAGGGUAGCCAUCAUGAAGUCUAUGCAGUAUGUUUCCAACAGGGACACGGGUGACAGAUGGCUUGGAAAGAAUAGGAGAGGUGGGUCUAGAAUUGUUGUGUUUACCCUGAACUUCUGGUGUAUGAACCCUGCUGUGGCAUUUUCAGACUUCAGUAGCUGCAGAAAUGUUGUGUUAAGUAGCGGUACCUUGUCACCUAUGUCAUCUUUUGCUUCUGAACUGGGUACACCGUUCCCUAUACAGCUAGAGGCCAAUCAUAUCAUAGAGGAUAAACAGGUGUGGGUAGGAGCAGUGGGAGUUGGGCCCGCUGGUAAACAGUUACAGGCAGUAUAUAGAAACAUGGAGACCUUCGACUUCCAAGAUGAACUAGGAGACUUUAUAUACCAAGUCUGCACUAAAGUUCCACAUGGUGUGCUUUGCUUUCUGCCUUCCUACAGAGCACUGGAAAAAUUCACAGACAGAUGGAGGUUGACAGGAUUAUGGAGCAAGCUUGCAAGUCGUAAGCGUGUGAUGGUAGAACCUAGAGCCGCUGACAGAGAGGAUUUUGACGGGAUGAUGAAAGCGUUCUAUGAAGUUGUAAAAGGAGAUCUCUACAAUGAUUAUCUUGAUGAAGAUGAGUGUAAUGAUGAUGAUUCUGAGAUAGAUGGUGCCUUGUUCUUUGCUGUGUGUAGAGGUAAAGUUAGUGAGGGAAUGGAUUUUGCUGACAACAAUGCUAGAGCCGUGAUUACAGUUGGAAUACCUUUCCCUAGUAUCAAAGAUGUGCAGGUAAAAUUGAAGAGAGAAUACAAUGACAAACACAGGAUUGAUAGAGGACUGCUAAGUGGCAGUGACUGGUACGAAAUUCAGGCUUUCAGGGCCUUGAAUCAGGCUCUAGGUAGAUGUAUAAGGCACAGGAAAGACUGGGGAGCUUUGAUUAUAGUUGAUGACAGAUUUGUGAAAAGGACAGACAAAUAUUGCAAGAGUCUGUCUCGCUGGGUGAGAUCAAAGGUUCAGACAUUUCAUGCUUUUUCUGACUUCCUUGGUUCAAUGUCAGACUUCACAGAGAAAAUGGUCAAGGAAAUGCCUAUAGUGGAUCCUGACACCUCAUUUAUUCCAUGUACACCUGGUGACGGAAGGAGGGAUUCUUCCAUAUACAAGAGGCACUCGCUGGACGAGUCACACUUAAAUAACUCCAUACCGGCAUCACCUAACUUCAGUAGUCCACCGAUGAGUCAGUCACCACACAUGCAAAACUUGUUCCGAACUCCGGAAAUCCCUGACAAAGGUAGAACAGCGACCAGCCCCGCUGUUACAGGGCUUGCAGGAGUUAGCUCCCCUAGCAUCCAGCAGCAGAUUAUGAAUGUUAUCAAUUCAGGGACAGCACCGAAAGAUCAACCAUACUACAUAAUACUAAACCAGGGAACACCAAGUGAACAAGCAUUUCUGAUAGAGCCGAAUAAACAUGGAGGUAGUAAUCCUACACAGACCAAAGUACCAUUCACGAUGUCACAGAUGUCAGAUACAAGUCUGCCUGGAAGUAGUCAACAACACAAGAUAGUCUUCAAUAUACCUCCUCAACUUCCUGUGCAAGGUACCAGCUUGCUACAGAAUCAGAUUCUGUUAUCACCAUCACAGGCUGCUUUGCAGGGAACCAGUCUGAAUCCUGACAUCAAGGGAGGUAAUCAGCAAAGCAGCUUAAAUUUUCCAGUUGGAGAAAAGAAAGAAAAUGUUCCAAAAGAAGAGAAAAAAACAGACAUGGUGUUUACAUUAGGUUCAAGUUCACUUUCUGCAGAGGAGCAAUUGAAGAGAUUUGUCAGUUCCAGUCAAGCGCCGAGAAAUCAGGCAUACUAUGUUGUGGUAAAUAACGGGGAGGCAAAUGAGAGAGCAUUCUUUAUUGAACCAAACAAAAAAGCAAAACCUAAACCAGGCUCAGAGAGGAAAACUGAAACAGAGAAAACAGAUUCUUCUGUAGCUACAAAUGAAGCAGCCAGAUCUGAACAGGAAGUGAAACCAGUGAAGUCAGAACAAGAUCUAAAACCAGUCAAAUCUGAACAGGAAGUGAAACCAGUGAAGUCUGAACAAGAUCUAAAACCAGUCAAAUCUGAACAGGAAGAAGUUGUACCUGAUUCCUCUACAGAAGGUGACCCAGAACCACAGAACAAGUUCCUAAAAUUUUGCCAGCUACCUAAAACCCCAUCUAAAGUCCCGGUUGCCACUGUAACACCUCAGAGACAAGCAGAACAGACUGUAACUUCAGUUAAAACAGAGCCAGAUAGCCAUCAUAAAUCUGUACCCAGCACUUCUGAUCCACAUCCACCCGCGUGUACUUCACCUGUCCUGUUUGAAGAUGUUCCAGUUGAUGUGUCAGCUGGUGCUGGUGUAGAUAACACUAGUAAUGUUGCCGACACAGAAAAUGAACUGAACACUAAGAAGAAGCCAAUAUUCAAGAAAAGGAACUCGCUUUCUACAAAAAUGCCAAAAGAGGAUUUCAUAGUACAAUCUGAAAAUGUUGAAAAGAAUGAAGUAGAAAAUUUGAGGAGAGAUAACAAUGUUGAAAAAGAUAGUAAUGAGGUAGAUGGUGCCGAUUCAGACUUUAAAACAGAAAGUAAUGCAAGGACAAAACUAACAACAAGAGGGAAAGUGAACAGGUCUGUGGUAGAUAAGGUGAAGCAAGGCAGGAAGAAGUCCACAGACGGAAUGAUCUUACAAGAUACAGCUAGGGAGAAUACUUUAGCUGAAGUAGAUGGGAUAGCAGCUUCAGGAAAUGAUGUACAUUCUGAUGAGGAAUUCUUGAAUACACGAAGACGAGGCGGGAGAAAACGUAAAUCAACAAGCAAGUUCGAGGAAUGGUCAAAGAGAUCUAAGAAAGGCGUUAUCUAUGACGAUGUUGACAACACAGCAGAGAAAGAAAACGAGGUUGGUAGCAAAUACUUGUCCUGUGUGAAGUGUGGUAAACAGUUAUUAAAAUCUUCCUAUCACGAGAAACAGAAAAGGCAUCCAGAAUUCCUGUCAGGGGUGUUCAAGAAGAACGUAGAGCUCUUACAUUUUCCUAAUGUUAAGGCGGAGGAGGUACUACUGCAAACAGUUGUGGCAGAAGCAAGCAGCAAAGGUUUAUUACUAAACAGUGUUUAUGAUGAUACGGCCAGAUGUUGUAUACAGUACCUUGAAUGCAAAGCCUGUAAGACAGAUACUGUGAUUGGAGCUAGAGUUCUGCUGGCAGACUCAAAUUCCAGAUAUAAAUUUGGACAGACUUGGAUUCUCUCAUCAGCUGCCAAAAUAUGAUGUACAGUCAUGUCCAACACAGUUGAACAAAAUGAUGCUCAUUUGUACAGACUUGAACCCUUACCAUGCUGGACAUGAUUCAUUCUGCCUUUGCGACCAGUGUAAAUCAUGAUCAGCCCGCACAUCCGUGCAGUCUGAUCAUGAUCUGCACUGUUCGCUAUUCAGUCGGUAUCUUUUUUGGCAAGCACCACUUUUAACAGUUAAUGGUACUGUCCAAAUUGAAAGACAAGUUAUAGAAAUUUAGCAGGGUAAGGGUUAAAUACUACUGAUAGAAGCCUGGCAGUCUUGAUAAUAACACUGAAGAAAGAGAAUGUGUGUUGAUAAUUAAAUUUAGUUCUACUGGCAUGUUUAUUUUCAAAAAGUUUUGUUUAACUUUGUGAAAUAGUGAAGUUACUGGUAACAGCUAACAGGUUAUAGAAACAAAAAUGUAUCACAGGGAGGCACUAGGUUAAAUUUGGAUAAGGAGGAAAAGCAUGGCAUUUCUAGUGAAAAUAGUUCAGUUUUAGCAUGUACUUCAGUCUUUUUUCAUUAAGUCUUGUUAAGAUUUUUUUUACAUCUCUUAUUGAAUUUGAUCUUUAUUUAACCGGCAAGUGAUUUUGCCUUUGCGACCAGUGCAGACCAAUUAAUUGUUCACAAAACUUUAAACUUGUUUAUUUCACUAUUCUGUGCCAGAAAUUGGUUGUCUUUGACCAGCAAACUUAAGUUUAAAGUUGACCACCAUGCAUGAAUAGUUUUACAUUUUUAGGUUAUAAACCACUAAAACUGUAAAUGUUGCAUGUAAAAUAUCUGCAGGUUUUGGCUAUGAAAUAAAAAGCAGAAAUGUAUUUGAGUUCUUGUAAAUUAUGGAAUGUUGUUAAUAAUUUAGUAAGCAUUUUUUGCAUAUGUUCAUGUAGAUUUAUUCCCAUGUUGAUUGUAAUUAUUAAAAAAAUAUACUCUAUAA
This is a messenger RNA of Mercenaria mercenaria, 4605 nucleotides long. RefSeq names its product Fanconi anemia group J protein homolog. NCBI's taxonomy places the organism in Eukaryota, Metazoa, Mollusca, Bivalvia, Venerida, Veneridae. The record is from RefSeq and is a predicted model, not a curated record. Gene Ontology annotation, cellular component: nucleus. Gene Ontology annotation, biological process: double-strand break repair involved in meiotic recombination; nucleotide-excision repair. The coding region runs from base 42 to 3665 and encodes 1207 amino acids. The transcript has 25 exons. Gene Ontology annotation, molecular function: ATP binding; nucleic acid binding; DNA helicase activity.